AUGACGCUGAUCCAGCUGCCUGAUCCGACUACACAGCUUCCUCGCGAAAAGAGCAUACCUAAAGCCAAAGAGCCAACCAAAUGGGAACUAUUCGCUGCCAAGAAAGGCAUCAAGAAGAAGGGCAAGGACGGAAAGCUUGUGUACGACGAGAAAACCGGCAAAUGGGUCAACAAAUGGGGCUACAAGGGAAAGAACAAGGAGGUCGAGUCGGACUGGCUGGUCGAGCUUGACGACAAGAACGUGGGCACCGAGAACGAGCUCAUUGAUCCGCGUAAACUGAGCAGAAUGGAGCGCAAAAAGCUGGUGAAGAAGAACGAGCUGCAGAUGAAGCGUAAUCGCGAGAAAAAAUAG
Molecule: messenger RNA, 351 nt
Organism: Ogataea angusta
Lineage: Eukaryota; Fungi; Ascomycota; Pichiomycetes; Pichiales; Pichiaceae
Exons: 1
Coding region: 1-351 (116 amino acids)
Biological process (GO): ribosome biogenesis; endonucleolytic cleavage in ITS1 to separate SSU-rRNA from 5.8S rRNA and LSU-rRNA from tricistronic rRNA transcript (SSU-rRNA, 5.8S rRNA, LSU-rRNA); ribosomal large subunit export from nucleus
Cellular component (GO): nucleolus; preribosome, large subunit precursor; nucleus
Molecular function (GO): protein binding
Source: RefSeq, a predicted model, not a curated record